Messenger RNA from Pongo pygmaeus (Bornean orangutan), 3774 nucleotides. RefSeq names its product phosphoglucomutase 5 (gene PGM5). Gene Ontology annotation, cellular component: adherens junction; cell-substrate junction; sarcolemma. The coding region runs from base 662 to 2365 and encodes 567 amino acids. The transcript has 11 exons. Gene Ontology annotation, molecular function: magnesium ion binding; phosphoglucomutase activity. NCBI's taxonomy places the organism in Eukaryota, Metazoa, Chordata, Mammalia, Primates, Hominidae. The record is from RefSeq and is a predicted model, not a curated record. Gene Ontology annotation, biological process: carbohydrate metabolic process; myofibril assembly; striated muscle tissue development.
AGCGCUGGCAGGAGAUAACCAUUCUCAGCUCGCCUUUCCAGGGUUAUUUUUGGCUGGGGCUGUUCGCUGAUGGCAAAAGGUUUCAGCCCCCUCCCAAAUCCCUCCCCGUCCUUGUUCUAAAGAGAAACUGGUGCGUGUAGGCUGCGCACUCCCAGGGAGACAGGGAGAGGGGCCGGGAGCCGGAGAGGAACCCGGACUCUGCCCAAAGUCUCGCCGCCCGCCGGCUGUUUUCUGGCGGAGGGUGUGCCCCGGAGGGCGGCGAUCGCUGGGGAAGGCUGGGGCCAGGCGCGGGUGGAGGCGUCACCGGGGUCGGGCUAGCAGGCCCUGGAAUCCGGCUUUCGGGACACCCCGAAAGUGAGUCCAACUUGGGGAGAAACUGAGGGCACCUCGGGCGGUCUGGCAGCAGAGAAGGUGGGCGGGAGAAAACUUUAUAGGAAGGCAGAAGCAAUCUGUGCUGAGGGAGUCAGCGAGCGGCCGCGCGGAGAGGAGGGGCGGGCGGUCCCCAGCCGGGCGGGUGCAGGGCGCAGGGCGCCGACCUGCUGGAGAGGGGGCCCGGGCGCGAGGCGGAGUCCCGGCGCGCAGCCAGGCUGGUGGGGGCCCCCGGCAGGCUGCAGAUUCCCUCCGGCUCCGGGAGCCGCAGCAGGACCGGCCAGGAGGCGCCAUGGAGGGGAGCCCCAUCCCGGUGCUGACAGUGCCCACCGCGCCCUACGAGGACCAGCGGCCGGCUGGCGGCGGGGGUCUGCGGCGACCCACCGGCCUCUUCGAGGGCCAGCGCAACUACCUGCCCAACUUUAUCCAGAGCGUGCUGUCGUCCAUCGACCUGCGCGACCGUCAGGGCUGCACCAUGGUGGUGGGCAGCGACGGCAGGUACUUUAGCAGGACGGCCAUCGAGAUCGUGGUGCAGAUGGCCGCGGCCAACGGGAUUGGACGACUGAUUAUUGGACAGAAUGGCAUCUUGUCGACACCUGCGGUCUCCUGCAUUAUCAGGAAGAUCAAGGCAGCUGGUGGAAUCAUUCUAACAGCCAGCCACUGCCCUGGAGGACCAGGGGGAGAGUUUGGAGUGAAGUUUAAUGUUGCCAAUGGAGGUCCUGCACCCGAUGUUGUCUCAGACAAAAUCUACCAAAUCAGCAAAACGAUUGAGGAAUAUGCUAUAUGUCCUGAUCUCCGAAUCGACCUAUCUCGACUAGGAAGACAAGAAUUUGACCUAGAGAACAAAUUCAAACCAUUCAGAGUGGAGAUAGUGGACCCAGUGGAUAUCUAUCUUAACCUCCUUCGGACCAUCUUUGACUUUCAUGCCAUCAAGAGUUUGCUGACUGGGCCCAGCCAACUGAAGAUUCGCGUUGACGCAAUGCAUGGAGUUAUGGGACCUUAUGUGAGAAAAGUUCUGUGUGAUGAGCUGGGGGCCCCAGCCAAUUCUGCAAUAAACUGUGUUCCCCUGGAAGACUUUGGAGGGCAGCACCCCGACCCAAACCUGACCUAUGCAACGACUCUUCUGGAAGCAAUGAAAGGAGGAGAAUAUGGAUUUGGAGCUGCAUUUGAUGCUGAUGGGGACCGUUAUAUGAUCCUAGGCCAAAAUGGCUUCUUUGUGAGCCCUUCUGACUCCCUGGCCAUCAUUGCUGCCAACCUCUCUUGCAUUCCAUAUUUCCGUCAGAUGGGGGUCCGCGGGUUUGGGAGGAGUAUGCCAACCAGCAUGGCCCUGGACAGAGUGGCCAAAUCAAUGAAGGUCCCUGUAUAUGAGACCCCAGCUGGAUGGAGAUUCUUCUCGAAUCUGAUGGACUCAGGACGGUGCAAUCUGUGUGGAGAAGAGAGCUUUGGCACUGGCUCUGACCACCUCCGAGAGAAGGAUGGCCUGUGGGCUGUCUUGGUCUGGCUCUCCAUUAUUGCUGCCCGGAAGCAGAGUGUGGAGGAAAUUGUCCGAGAUCACUGGGCCAAAUUUGGCCGCCACUACUAUUGCAGGUUUGACUAUGAGGGGUUGGAUCCCAAGACGACAUAUUAUAUCAUGAGGGACUUGGAGGCCCUGGUCACAGACAAAUCCUUCAUUGGCCAGCAGUUUGCUGUGGGGAGCCAUGUCUACAGUGUGGCGAAGACGGAUAGCUUUGAAUACGUGGACCCUGUGGAUGGCACUGUGACCAAGAAACAGGGCCUAAGGAUCAUUUUCUCGGAUGCGUCACGCCUCAUCUUCCGGCUCAGUUCCUCCAGUGGUGUGCGGGCCACCCUCAGACUCUACGCAGAGAGCUACGAGAGGGACCCCAGCGGCCAUGACCAGGAGCCACAGGCAGUGCUGAGCCCUCUCAUAGCCAUCGCACUGAAAAUAUCCCAGAUUCAUGAGAGAACUGGCCGGAGGGGACCCACUGUCAUCACCUGAAUAGAGGAAAGAUCACUCACCAGGGCCAAAGAGAGUGCUCAGCGGGAGAUGCUUCACUGAUGCUUUCUUGCUACCUGUUUGUGCCUCUUAUGACUUUGGAAAAACAAAAGAUAUUUUGCUUUUGGGGGAUAGAGGGUGGGUGGGAAAAGAAAAAAAAUCCGCUUGGUUUUGGUUUUGUCCUAUUCCUCCAAAUGCAGCAGGGCCUUUAGUUGUCUGUUAAAGCUGCACUAUAAUUUGGUAUCUACAUUUUAUCACACAAAGGAACCUCCCCUUUUGACAACGACUGGCCUAGGCAGCUGUUAAUCACAACAUUUGUGCAUCACUGGUGCCAAGUGAGAGAAUGUUCUAAAAUCACAAGAGAGAACAGUGCCAGAAUGAAACUGACCCUAAGUCCCAGGUGCCCCUGGGCAGGCAGAAGGAGACCCUCCCAGCAUGGAGGAGGGUUUAGCUUUUCAUCCUAGGUCAGGUCUACAAUGGGGGAAGGUUUUAUUAUAGAACUCCCAACAGCCCACCUCACCCCUGCCACCCACCUGAUGGCCCUGCCUCCCCCAUCCCAUCCCCAACAUCCCUGUACCACCUUCUCUCACAUCUUCUAAAGCUUUCUACAAAUCACAAUGGCGCACUUCCAACAAAAUAUAUCAAUAGGUGUUUUCCUCUCUUAUUUUGUAAAUAAUAUUAUUUUAGCUAUUAAGCUGGAUACCUUCUUUCAAAUUCAGCCAUUCAGUUGUAAAGCUGGGAAGAAGUUUCUUGACAAGACUCUGCAAUUAAAUGCUUAAAAUUUGGGGAGAUCCUUCCUUAAUUACAUCAAGUAUGUUGGUACAUGGGUUUAUACAAGUUCCUCUUGAGAAGACAAAAAGACCACCAUGUGUGAGAGCUCUUUGACUUUGCCAAUAGGGGCCUAUCUUAAUGCACUUGUUUGGACACAGUUCUGAUCUUAUUUGUAAUGCCCGCAAAAGGAGAGGAUGAAAUGCUGUAAAAGUAGGAAAUGAAGUGGAAGCUGGAAGAAAAUGUAAUUGGUGGUACAGCUAUGGGCCGGAUGGUGGAGGGGAGGGUGGGGACCCCUGCCGGCAAGCAGAGUGUCACAGCUGGCUUUCCUCACUUGGGAAAAGGGUACUGCCGGUCUAGCAGCCUCCUCUGUACUCAGCCAGGACACCCGGCACGUGGGACCUGUUUGCGUCUGUUUUGCUUCCUUGGGAACGGCACAGUCACUCACCCUGCCAUUUGCGGAAAUGACCUGGUGCACUUUGACUGUUAAGCAAUGCGUUAUUGCUGUAGUCAAGGUUAGUGCAAGCAAGGAAACAUUCCCAGUAAGGUAUUUGUUUCCAUUUUCUAUCUGUGCUUCUGUCAGAAACUUGCUAGGAUAUUUAGUGGCCAAUAAAAAAGGAAUUCCUAAUUUCAACCUUUUCCAA